Molecule: messenger RNA, 2510 nt
Organism: Populus nigra (black poplar)
Lineage: Eukaryota; Viridiplantae; Streptophyta; Magnoliopsida; Malpighiales; Salicaceae
Product: pentatricopeptide repeat-containing protein At4g16390, chloroplastic-like
Exons: 1
Coding region: 113-2212 (699 amino acids)
Cellular component (GO): chloroplast
Molecular function (GO): protein binding
Source: RefSeq, a predicted model, not a curated record
AGAAGGUAGAUAGAGAAGGUAGCUGCCACCCCUAAAAUAUCAUUCGUGCUGCUAGUCAAGUUGAUAAGGUCCCUCUUCUUUCCCUCUCCAAAACCAAAACACAGACACACAAAUGGCAUACAACCUCUGCUCUUCACCUUCUUCUCUCUAUAAACCUCUCUGCAACACCCCUUCAUCUUCUUCAAGAUACUCAAAAUCAAGAAACCUAAACAACUUCUACCAUUCUUCGAAGAUAAACACUCUCUCUUCUCAAUCAAGAGCAACCUCUCUUCAAAUAACCAACGUCUCAUUGCAAGACGAAGAACUGCCACGACAAGAAACCUCAAAAGAUUCAAACUUUAAGGAAAAAACUGGGUCUUCUUCAAAAUCUUACAUCUGGGUCAACCCCAAAAGCUCUAGAGCUUCAAUUCUCAGAAAAAGUUCCUACGAUGCCAAGUAUACUUCACUUGUUAAUGCAGCUAAGUAUCUGAAUUCUUGUAGCCCAAAUAAAGAUAAUGUCCUUAAUGUUUUGAGUGAACUUGAUGGUAAAUUGUUAGAGCAAGAUGCCGUUGUUAUUCUUAAUAACAUGUCGAAUCCGGAUACUGCUUUGUUGGCUCUUAAGUUUUUUCAAGAGAGGUUGAAGUUUAAUAGAGAGGUUGUUGUUUACAAUGUGACUUUGAAAGUUUUUAGGAAAGGAAGAGAUUUGGAUAAAGCCGAGAAGUUGUUCGAUGAGAUGCUUGAGAGAGGUGUUAAGCCUGAUAAUUUUACGUUUUCGACAAUAAUUAGUUGUGCUAGGUUGUGUAAUUUAGCUGAUAAGGCAGUUGAGUGGUUUGAGAAAAUGCCGAGUUUUGGGCUUGAACCUGACGAUGUUACCUUUUCGACUAUGAUUGAUUCGUAUGGGCGGGCUGGUAAUGUUGAAAAGGCAUUGAGCUUAUAUGACCGUGCUAGAACGGGGGAGUGGCGGCUAGAUGCAACGGCGUUCUCUACAUUGAUUAGGAUUUAUAAGGUUGCUGGGAAUUUUGAUGGGUGUUUGAAUGUUUAUGAAGAAAUGAAGGCUUUAGGUGUUAAGCCAAAUUUGGUCAUAUACAACAUUUUGUUAGAUGCCAUGGGAAGAGCCAAGAGGCCUUGGCAGGUGAAGAAAUUCUAUCAGGAUAUAAUUGACAAUGGGUUGUCACCAAGUUUUGUGACAUAUGCAGCUCUUCUGCAUGCGUAUGGUAGAGCUCGUUAUGGAGAUGAUGCGUUUAAAAUUUAUAGGGAAAUGAAGGAAAAGGGGUUGGGAUUGAAUGUAGUUCUUUAUAAUUCCAUAUUGGCUAUGUGUGCUGAUCUUGGCCACGUGGAUAAAGCUGUUGAGAUUUUUGAGGACAUGAAGAGUUCUGGAAUCAAGCCUGAUAGUUGGACAUUCUCAUCCAUGAUUACCAUUUUCUCAUGCUGUGGGAAAGUUUCUGAGGCAGAGAAUACGUUGAAUGAGAUGUUCGAAGCAGGCUUUCAGCCAAAUAUUUUUAUCUUGACAUCACUUAUCCAGUGCUAUGGAAAAGCCCAACGCAUUGAUGAUGUUGUGAAGACAUUUAACCGAAUUUUUGAAUUGGUUAUAACUCCAGAUGAUCGGUUCUGUGGCUGUCUUCUGAAUGUGAUGACUCAAACACCAAAUGAAGAGCUCAGCAAGCUUGUUAAAUGCGUUGAGAGGGCUAAUCCGAAGCUUGGUUAUGUGGUUAAACUUUUGGUAGAGGAGCAAGACAGUGAGGGGAAUUUUAAGAACGAAGCUACUGACCUGUUUGAUAGUAUUAGCACUGAAGUAAAGAAAGCUUACUGCAAUUGCUUAAUUGACCUCUGUAUCAAGCUCAAUAUGUUGGAGAGAGCUUGCGAGUUGCUUGACCUUGGAUUGACACUUGAAAUUUACACCAAUAUAAUGUCCAGAACUUCAACCCAGUGGUCCCUAAAUCUAAAGAGUCUCUCCCCCGGGGCAGCUAUGACAGCAUUACAUAUUUGGAUGAAUGACUUGUCCAAGGUACUGGAGGCAGGGGAGCAGCUGCCACCAUUGCUUGGAAUUAAUACUGGGCAUGGGAAACACAAGUAUUCUGAGAAAGGUUUAGCCAAUGUGUUGGAGUCAUAUUUGAAGGAACUAAAUUCUCCAUUCCAUGAGGCUCCUGAUAAGGUUGGCUGGUUCUUAACUACUAAGGUUGCAGCUGAGUCAUGGUUGGAAUCUAGAAAAUCAACUGACGCAGCAGCUGCUUAGGUGCCAUGCUCAUGUAGAUUUUCCUUUUUUUAUGUCCAUAAAUGGUACGUGCCCGCCAUAAUCUUUUUUCCUUUUCUGCUGAUAUUUUCUCUCUUGAUAGGGAGUUUUUGUGUCGUUAUGUUAAGAAAGGAUCAACAAUAUUUCACGUUUACGUAAUGUAUUAGGAAACAUAUGCUGUCAAGGACAUCUAUUCCUAUUGUAACACUUAUUCCAAAAAUACCUUAGCACAAUAUAGGAAAAUAUUUUUGUAUAUAGCUGCUGCGACAGAUUCAAUGUAAAAUAAUUUUGAGUUGGCAAA